This is a messenger RNA of Hypomesus transpacificus, 1491 nucleotides long. It is a transcript of the gene mims2, whose product is annotated as family with sequence similarity 210 member B. Gene Ontology annotation, cellular component: mitochondrion. The coding region runs from base 333 to 1280 and encodes 315 amino acids. NCBI's taxonomy places the organism in Eukaryota, Metazoa, Chordata, Actinopteri, Osmeriformes, Osmeridae. The transcript has 3 exons. The record is from RefSeq and is a predicted model, not a curated record.
UCAGCGCAAAUAAUUUGAGAAGCCGAGGACCUUCGGAAUAUUUCUGUUGAAAGAAUGGAAAAUACACCGUAUACCGGCUAUUAACAAAAAUCCCGCGUGGUUUACCCCGGCAUCGAUCGAUCUCUGUUGAUCUGUGUCAUGUGACAGACGCACGUAGACGGCUUUGUUCAUCUAAAACGAAGAGACCCCACUAGUUAACAGCGCUGUGCAAGAAGAUAUCGGGGCAGCAUGCAUAUUUACAGCUAGCCACUCUGAUUAGCUUUCUACCCGUCUUUUCUAUAGCUGUCGCUGGAAUAUUAGUAUAAUUGUUCUCCUCUUCAACGAGAAGAAAAAUGUUUCUCGGUCGCAAAGUGAGAUUGUCGACAGCGGCUCUAGGUGAAGCUUGGAACUCCAUAUACGCGCAAGUCACAUUAAACAGACUAGGGGACGUUACCUGCUCGACAUUACAUAAUAGACAUACAUUUCCAUGUCAUAGAGCUUUAAGUCGAUCCGUCUGUUGUCCGGACCUUGAACUCUCAUGUGAAAAGCGACGGGGGGGAAUGUUCACCGCCAGAAACUACCUGGACUCGUCCCGUUUUAUAAUUUCGCAGUGGGAACAUUUAGUUCGGGUAACCCCUAUUGCUCCAAGUCUCUCUCGGAGUCAACACAAAAGACACGUUUUACACGAGAGCAAUACAUGUACGUCUUCAUCUGCGCUCAUCUUAGUAAAUGCAAACGGGCGCAGUAAACUCGGUACAGUUCACUCUGUUUUGUUUACAAAUGACACGACGUUCUGCUCAACGCGUUUCCUCUCCACGAUUGUACAAAUGAGAGCUUCAUCUACCGCUACCAAGGAGAAGCUCGAGGCAGGCACCUCAGCGGACACGGUCACGGACAACAAAGAGAACCCCUCCCAGUCCUCCUCGUCCCCAGACCCAGGGCCAGGGCCAGGACCAGGGGAGGACAAGCCCAGCAGGACCCAGCAGCUGAAGAAGGUGUUCAAGGAGUAUGGUGCUGUAGGCGUCUCCUUCCACAUCUGCAUCUCCGUCAUGUCCCUGGGCAUGUUCUACCUAGCGGUGUCCAGUGGGAUAGACAUGGCAGGGUUGCUUUGCAAGCUGGGCUUCAGUGAAAGUGUGGUCCAGUCCAAGAUGGCCGCCGGCACCAGCAGGCUGGUGUUAGCGUACGCCGUGCACAAGCUGUUUGCCCCCGUACGCAUCAGUAUCACCCUGGUGUCUGUUCCUCUCAUCGUGAGACACUUCAGAAAGACUGGCCUGUUCAGACCCCCCGGGCCUGCACCCUGAAACAUGUUCCCUCAUACACUCUCUCUCACACACACACACACACACACACUCACUCAUACACACGCAUAUACACUCUCAGACACACACACACACACUGCUACCCCACCUCAGCAUUCAACAACAGGCCACUACUCUUAAAUAUAUUUUUAUGUGUUUGCCAUCAUCUUAAUAUUAUCAACCUAUCCACCAUGAAUUAUACAAUAAAACGGUA